Molecule: messenger RNA, 2466 nt
Organism: Tripterygium wilfordii
Lineage: Eukaryota; Viridiplantae; Streptophyta; Magnoliopsida; Celastrales; Celastraceae
Product: beta-glucuronosyltransferase GlcAT14A
Exons: 4
Coding region: 844-2034 (396 amino acids)
Cellular component (GO): membrane
Molecular function (GO): glucuronosyltransferase activity
Source: RefSeq, a predicted model, not a curated record
AGCAUUCUUUGUAAGUAUAAAAUAUAUGUAGGUUCCUUUUCUUUUUUUCCCCCUUUGCCGGCUCUGAACCCAACUCAAACCUUCUUUCAUAGUUAUUAUUAUCUAUCUAUAAUAUAUAUAUAUAUGUCAGAUGUGCCGGAUCAUAAUAAAUACGUGAAAGCAAAGCUGUAUUAAACGCUAAACUAUCAUUAAUCUCUGUUUAAGUACAGAAUAUUUAAGGACAUAAAUACUACUACUCAUUGUAAAAAACAACCAACUCAUCAAGUACUCCGACACAAUCAAUCAAUAUGCCAAAAACACAAUCACUUCCCGACAUAAGUCAUUGUUAAUUUCCAUAUUAUUCAAAAACUUCUGAUUAGUGAUUACCACCCAAUUUUGACCAAAUAUCACACCAAUUAUGAAGAAAAUAAAAUAUUUUCUUCUACAAAUCUUAACUGAAAAUCCUAACCCUAUCUCUUGCUUUACUGUUAACCAACUCUUGAAUACAAAAAUGGAAAAAAAAAAAAAGGAAGAAAAAUAGAUCGUAUGUAUAAUUGUAUAUAGAAAAGAUUUCAACGCCAUUGUCUUUACUAUAACCAUACCCUUGUCGCUGCAUCACCGUCGAUGUUUACAAAACUCACCGUCAAACCCAUAAACAGCAAGAUCCCCCACAUACCCAUUUCAUCAAACACUGUCAGAACACAAAUUUUUAGCUCUGAAUUCAUGUUUCGAUCAAAACCCAUUUUCCUCUAACGAUCAAGACAGCAAUUUCAGCUGAAAAGUUUUGGACUUGAUUAACAACCAUAUGCGCCAUCAUCGAAGCGAGAUCGACGGCAAAAACAGGAGAAUUUGGUGUUUCUUACAAUGGGAGCUGAGAAGAAAUGGCUAUUCACUCUCUUCUCCGCGACAUUCGUCUCUCUUCUCCUUCUAUCACUCUGUUCCAUAUCCACUUUCGGCUUCCCCAAGUCCUUCCCUUCUAUGGUACACCAUGGGUCUCACUACCCACCCUCUUUCGCUUACUACAUAUUCGGUGGUCGAGGAGAUAAUAACCGGAUCCUGAGGUUAUUGCUCGCGGUGUAUCAUCCGAGGAACCAGUACUUGUUGCACUUAGAUGUGGAUGCAUCCGAUGAUGAGAGACAGAGGCUGGUUGCAGCUGUGAAGACUGUGCCCGCCAUUAGGAGUUUUGGGAAUGUGAAUGUUGUGGGCAAGCCUGAUCGGAUUACUUACAUGGGGGCCUCAAAUAUUGCAGCGACAUUGCACGCCGUGUCAAUUUUGUUGAAGUUGGAUGGCGGCUGGAAUUGGUUUAUUCCAUUAAGUGCGGCAGAUUAUCCACUGAUCACACAAGACGACUUAUCCCAUGUGUUCUCUUCUUUUGGGAGAGACCUCAAUUUUGUGGAGCACUCCAGUGACCUUGGAUGGAAAGAAGUUCAUAGGUUCCAACCUAUUGUAGUUGACCCUGGGCUCUACCUUGCCAGAAGGAGCCAAAUAUUCCAUGCUACGGAGAAACGGCCAAUGCCUGAAGCUUUUAAGAUUUUCACAGGUUCUCAAUGGGUCAUCCUAAACCGAUCAUUUCUUGACUAUUGCAUUCUUGGCUGGGAUAAUCUUCCCAGGGUCCUCCUUAUGUAUUUUAACAACGUAAUGCUGUCUCAAGAAAGUUAUUUCCAUUCCGUCAUUUGCAAUUCACCCGAGUAUCAGAACACAACUGUUAACAGUGAUCUGAGAUAUAUGAUUUGGGACAAUCCUCCCAAAAUGGAACCCCACUUUCUCAACAUAUCUGAUCAUGUUGAAAUGGCUCAAAGUGGAGCUGCUUUUGCGAGGCAGUUUAAGAAGGAUGACCCUGUGUUGGACGUGAUUGAUGACAAGAUCCUCAAGCGUGGACGGCACCAAGUGGUACCAGGGGCGUGGUGCACAGGCCGUAGGAGCUGGUGGAUGGAUCCUUGCACACAAUGGGGGGAUGUUAAUGUUUUGAACCCUGGGCCUCAGGCAAAGAAGUUUGAGGAGGCUGUUGCAAACGUUAUUGAGGACGGGAAUUCACAAUCGAAUCAGUGCAAGUGAAAGUAUAUUAAAGUACGAUCUAUCCAGAUUCUCUCAAUUUCACCUGUGAAUUCUUACUGGUGCAGAGAGCCUGACAUUACUAGGGAUACAUUCUUUGUUGUCAGGGCCCGUUUUUAGGGGUUUUCUUUUCUUCCAGUCACAGGUUAUGGUAAUGUUUACAGGCCAGAGUGAGGUUUAUACGAGGAGCAGACAGACACGAAGGGGGAACAAGUGAAUUCACUUGGGUUUUCCAUUCACAGAGUUGCUUGGAGCCUAGUAUUUAGAGCACACCCGCGACGAUCAGAUCAAGAAGCUUUGCCUCUUUUGACCUGCCAUUGGCUUACUGUAGUGCUGUAUGUUCAACCUUUGUUGUUGAACACUUAGAAGUUUGAAACGUCGAAACCGAGCUCAUUCAUUAAAUUCUAAUUUUUGUAUUGCUCUCAUUGCGACUCU